Lytechinus variegatus (green sea urchin) is the source of this 2502-nucleotide messenger RNA. It is a transcript of the gene ankrd16, whose product is annotated as ankyrin repeat domain-containing protein 16-like. The record is from RefSeq and is a predicted model, not a curated record. NCBI's taxonomy places the organism in Eukaryota, Metazoa, Echinodermata, Echinoidea, Temnopleuroida, Toxopneustidae. The transcript has 8 exons. Bases 153 to 1262 code for a protein of 369 amino acids. Gene Ontology annotation, molecular function: protein binding.
GCGACCCUCGCAUGAGAUGUUUUGAAAAAUUGGCCGUGAGGAAUUAGAUACUGGCCCAAAAUCACCAAUUUUGAGGAUAACCGGAGGAUGGACACAGAGUGAAAUAAGGGUGUAGAGUUCUCUUGAGUGUUAGAAGUGAGAACUCUUGGGUGAUGAAGAAGCUUGUAGAAGUUCUCCACACAGCCAUUCAGAAAGGGGACAUUGCUGAAGUUGAGAAGAUCAUAUCCAGUGCUCAAGAUGAACUUGGUAAAGAACUACAUGUGAAAGAGUUAUGUGAGAAGUCAAAUCCACGCUCAGGGGAUCGAGCCAUCCACCUUGCAGCCAGACAGGGUCACAUCACUAUCAUCAGGUGGUUGCACAACAAGGGAGUGGAUUUAGAGAGUGCUAACCUAGAUGGAAAGAGAUCCUUACAUGAAGCAUCUGCUAUGGGCAAUCUAGAUUGUGUUGAUUAUCUUUUGGAGCAAGGAGUUAUGGUAGAUCCCCUCAAAAGGGCUGAUUGGACCCCUCUUCAUCUUGCCUGCACAAAGCCUAAACUAGAUGUUGUGAAGUCACUAAUCCAUGCGGGAGCUAAUCCAAAACUCUGUAAUAAAGAUGGAUGGAAUGCAUUCCAUAUUGCCAGCAGGGAAGGACAUGUUGAUAUUCUGAAUUUUCUCCUUGAGUCUUCUAUGGACUUGUGGAACACUGUCAGCAAAAAUGGACGUACCCCUUUGCAUACAGCAGCCUUGCAUGGGUGUGUAGCAGCUGUGGAGAUGAUGAUGGACAGAUGUAACUUUCAGACAGAUGAGCAAGAUAGCUGCGGUUCAACACCUCUUAUGGAUUCUUUGAGGGCUGGACAUGUAGAUGUUUCAGAGAUACUCAUAGAGAGACACAAGGCUGAUGUAGAGAAGACUGAUGUUUUGGGUCGUCAGCCAAUCCAUCUUAUAGCCCAGGCAGGGAGCUUAAAAUCUGUAGAGUUUCUGGCAAAAAGAUACAAGAUCAGUUUGGAUACAACUACCAGCACUGGUGGUCUCUCACCCAUGCACCUAGCUGCAAAGGAGGGUCAAGUAGACGUUAUUGAGGCUUUGAUAACCCUUGGAGCAGACAUCAACAUCACUGAUAACAAGGGUAGAACAGCCCUACAUAUUGCAGCAGGUAGUCAGAAAGCUAGCUGUGUCAGUGCUCUUCUUCAACACAAUGCCAAGAUGAUGAGGGAUAAAAGUGGAAGACUACCAAAGGAUCUAGCUCAACAGGAGGACGUGGUCGUACUUUUUGAUGGGUCAUGACAUUAACUAGGACUAGGGCAUCAAGUUUUAGAACAAGAUUUGUGAAGAGAUCUACAUCGAUGCCAAAAACAACUCUUGACAAGAGGGUGGUCCAUGGCAUAAAUAAUCACUCUUGGAUUCCAGAGAGUUCCUGAACAUUUUGCUCAAAUGUUAACUCCAUGAGCUGAUGAUGCGUCCUUGAUCAGACAUAUAAUCACUUUUAGGCAAGUAGAUGGGAAAUAUAGCACUAUCAAGUGGAAAAAAUUAUACCAAACACUCCAUCACAAAAUGUAAUGAAACAAACAAAAAUUAUAUUUUUUAAUAACAUUUGCUUGCCAAACUACAAAAUUUUCUUAUAAUCAAGUCAUGACAUGACAGUUUUUAUGUGGAGGAAUCUCAUCUUGCGUCUACCAGGCCCCAUGAAAAAAAAGGUUAUAAAAGCGCAACUGAAGAAAACAAUGCAACCUGUAAUUGUAACUAUUUAUACUUGCUGGAAAUCAAGUUGCAUUUAAUAUUUGAUGUUGCAACUCUUUCUGCAAUGGACCUAGAUCAUCUAGGACUUUCUAAGAUGUUUCUAUACAUUAUGAUUGAUUGACAACCAUUCAUCAGUUUAAAAAAAAUGUGAAAUGGAGUAUGCUGAAGCAUUUGUUUGUAUAAUUCAUGUAAUUAUUUUACUUCUGUAAACGUGAAAAUUUUCUUUUAAUGUAAAUAAAAUUGCCCAUCGAGGCCAAAAUGUAAAGAAAAAUAAUUUUUCAAUUACCCUACACUACUGAUUUUGUAUGUCACUGGAUAUGCAAACUAGUUUGAAGUUGGGAUUGCAUUAACAAACACCCUCAAGUCUCCUCUUUUCCAUUCACUUCCCUUUUUCUUUUCUUCUCAUUCUCCUUCACAUCUUUAUCAUCACUCCUCUUCAAAACAAUCUGAUUCCUUCAAUAUGACAGCACUUUGUAGUAAAGUGUAUAUCUCAAGGAAUGUGAUGAAUAAAGGGAAUUCACUAAAUGAAGACUACUUUUGCUUGUUCAGAGUCACAAAAUCAUAAUUUACCUGUCAAUUGAUUCAAAAUUAUGUCAUCCAUAAUAUGUUCAUUGAUGUAUAAUAUUCAAACGUAUUUAUCAAAAUCAAGUUUAGAGUGGGUAAAGAUUAUAAUGAGAUCGCACACUGCAAAACAGAUGUUAGAAAGAUGUCUUUUAACUUAUUUUUAUUAGUACCAAAGCAAGAAUACAAUGACAUGACUGUUACAAUACAAACACAGUAUAACAUG